This is a messenger RNA of Plutella xylostella (diamondback moth), 465 nucleotides long. It is a transcript of the gene RpL37-1, whose product is annotated as ribosomal protein L37a. Gene Ontology annotation, molecular function: structural constituent of ribosome; RNA binding. Gene Ontology annotation, biological process: translation. Gene Ontology annotation, cellular component: cytosolic large ribosomal subunit; ribosome. Lineage: Eukaryota; Metazoa; Arthropoda; Insecta; Lepidoptera; Plutellidae. The record is from RefSeq and is a predicted model, not a curated record.
AUAUCUCAUAGCUUAGCGGAGCCGCAGUAACAGUCACAGUGAACGGACUUUUCAAUUAUAUUUUUUUCUAUGUGGCAACACUGUAUAGUUUUUUUUCAUGCUAUAUUUUUCUUCUCUUCAUUUCUCUUUGAUUGUCAAAAUCUGACAAAAUGACGAAGGGAACUUCGAGCUUCGGUAAACGCCGAAAUAAGACUCACACCCUUUGCAGAAGGUGUGGCAGGUCUUCAUACCACAUCCAAAAGUCUAAAUGUGCUCAGUGUGGUUACCCUGCCGCUAAACUGCGUUCCUACCACUGGUCUGUGAAGGCUAAGCGCAGGAAGACCACUGGAACUGGCCGCAUGCGUCACCUGAAGAUCGUGAGGAGGCGUUUCCGCAACGGCUUCAAGGAAGGUCUUCCCACACCCAAGAAAGCUGUUGCCUCUUCGUAGACAUACUUUCUAAGUUAAAAUAAACAUCUAAAAGCCA